Molecule: messenger RNA, 1025 nt
Organism: Penaeus vannamei (Pacific white shrimp)
Lineage: Eukaryota; Metazoa; Arthropoda; Malacostraca; Decapoda; Penaeidae
Source: RefSeq, a predicted model, not a curated record
CGCCUCUUUGCAGCUGCGGCGGCGGGCGCAGCAGGUGGGCGGGUCGUGCCAGAGAAUGUGAAUGAGUGCAUGGGCGCCGUGCCUCCACGACGGCACGUGCUACGACCUGCACCCGGGCUACCAGUGCGUGUGCGGCCCCGGCUACACGGGCGAGAACUGCCAGUGGGCUCACGACGCCUAUUCUGGGCUGCCGCUCUCCGCUCCAGCCGCUCUCGCCGCCCUCACGCUCUCCUUCCUGCUCGUGGUGGUGGUUGGCGUGGUGGUGUCCCUCCGUCUGCACCGGCACUGGAGGAGGCGUGAGCGCAGGGACGAGCCGCCAGGAGAUACAAGCCCGCAGGAGGUCGUGAAGGGCGUGAAGGAGAGUCCGACGACGAGGCUGGCGCAGGACGUCGAGCAGGAGUCCUUCUUGGAGCGUCUCAAGAUCAAGGAGUCUCAAGCACAGCCUGCCUUGCGGAAAGCAGGUCGGUGUCUCUGGGAUAAGGAGCGGAUCAGCGAGAAAGCCGAGAAGGGAGACAGCCCGUGUACUACCAUGGCCGGCAAGGUGACAGCCAAAGGAGUCCUGUGUGAGGGCAAGAGCAGGACCUCUGGCACUGUGCCUGAGCCUCUGCUGCCCCAAGACGACCUCCGUGCAUACGCCUACGAGGGGGAUGGCUCCUCGGCGGGAUCUCUCGGCUCCGCUGUAUCAGGCCUUCGCUCGGAGGUCAGUGACGAGGGCGGCAUCAGACCCCUCGUCUCGGACUUCCUCGAGGUAAUGGACCUCCUGAGGAACCUCCCGGACAAGGAGAAGACGCCGACGAGUGACUCCAAGACUCCUGCAGAAGGCGAGGGCGUCAAGGGCAGCCCACCCGCGCCCACGCUCUCCAAAUCCCCGAGCAAACCCUCGCCCCGCCCGCCAAAUCCGACAGUCCUCCCCGGCAACAGUGAGAUGACGACUGCCUGCUGAUCACUCACGGACACGAAUGGUGCUUCUUGCGGUUUUUUCGUGACCAAUCCUUUAACGUACGUGAAGAAGAGAGAAAAAAAAA